This is a messenger RNA of Paramecium tetraurelia, 1569 nucleotides long. RefSeq lists its product as uncharacterized. The transcript has 2 exons. The record is from RefSeq and is a predicted model, not a curated record. NCBI's taxonomy places the organism in Eukaryota, Ciliophora, Oligohymenophorea, Peniculida, Parameciidae.
AUGAUUAUUUUAUUAUUACUUAAUUCUGUAAUCGCCAACAAACCAGAAGUCAAAUUAAAUGUUGAGAACAACCAACACACUUCCUUUACUGCUAUCGUAGAUUAAUCUAAAAUUUUAUAUGAAGAUCCAUCAUGCUUCUAAAUUGUCUUAUGGAAACGAACCUCCUCCGAUUCUCAUAAAUAUAAAUUCACAGAUCAAGAUUAUGACAUAUUAGAAUAAGAAGAGCAUAAGUUGUAAGGAACGUCGGGAUGUGUUCCUAUUUAAAAAUCAUUCCACGUUUCCCAACACCUGAGAAUGGGAUUGCCAAGCAAUGAACAAAUCUUUUAUACAGAUUUAAUAGUGCUGUAGAACAGAGCUCUGAUAAUCAGAAACGACUUCACCUUACAAGAAGUUAAUGUCGCACACUCUUAAUUCACUAAAACUAUAACUUAAUAAAAAUUGAAAAUCCCUCACUCUGAUAUAUCUCAUCCAAUCUUCUUAUGGAAUAGUCACAAUAAGAGAGUUUACAUAAUAUCCGAGAAUGGAGGUGUCAGUAUACCUGAUUGGAUAUCAAUUGGCGAGAACACUUUUUUUACCACCCCAGAACCCUUUAAAUAAAGAAAAAUCGUUUAUGAUGCCUAUCUUAAAGAUAACACAAUCUAUGUUGCGUGUGGCAAUGAGGGAGUCGAUGUAUACAAUUAUUAGGACGGUCGACUGAUGUAUCUUAAAAAUAUAGACAGAAUUGAAGAGAAACACUUGAUAGCCAAAGACGUAAGCGGAGAUGAUGAGAGUAAAAUUACUUAAUUUAAAUUAGACAUUUACAUUCUCGAUCAUUCAUAGGGUCUAUUAAUUUGUGAUUAUGAUUUUAAAUUCAAAUUCAGAGUUCCAAUAUUGAUGGGAAGUGAUUUCAGUCAUUACAAUAAUACAUUUAUUGUUAUUGCAGAGUCACAAAGAAGAUAAGAUUAUGCUUUAGAAAUCUUUUUAAAUUUUACAGAUAAUUCCUAUUAUUUAAAUCACUAUUAUAUUGAUGAGAUGUAAUUUUAUGAUGUGAAAGUAUAUGAAAAAUAUGCUGUUUUGAUUGGAUAUGAGGCACAUAAAAUUAUAUAGCAUUCCAUCUUUUCGCAGUUUAUUAAAUUUUCAAGUAACAAUUAUUUUGAAUUCCCUUAAAUGUUGUAACUCAAGCAAUGGAAUGACUCAUUUGUUGGAUUAUCAAAAAGAGAAUUAAGAUUAUUUAGUAUUGACCAGUUAGCAGCUCACAUUGAAUGCCAAUCUUAAGAACACUUUUAGGAAAGCUACUUAGUUGCAUAAUACUUCUUAAAUUCCUCAUCUCCUUUCAUUGCAACUAAAUCUCAAUAAGUCUUUUAAAUUGUAUUCUCAGACACUAGAGUACUAUCUAAAAAGAAUGUUACACUAUUUGGGAUUGCUCUCUUCCUUAUAUUUUUAUGUUUAUGGCUUGCUGUGCUUGGUUUAGCUUGUUUCAAAAGAUUCAGAGAUAGAAUAAACAAGUUGGAAGAUGACAAAAAAGCCUUGACUUAAUAAGCAGAUUAAGAUAAAGAAGAUGGGCCAGGACAGGAGUUAUCAGCGAUAUGA